Messenger RNA from Cotesia congregata, 210 nucleotides. Lineage: Eukaryota; Metazoa; Arthropoda; Insecta; Hymenoptera; Braconidae. The record is from the annotation of a GenBank genome assembly.
AUGCAGAGUGACUCCUUGAAUAAUGCAAUUUACAACUGUGAUUGGACGUUGCUCAUUGCAAAAGACCGUCGUCAAAUGAUUCUUCUGCUAUUAAACUCUCAGAGAAAAUUAUGCGUUACAGUAGGAGGUGUUGCUUCAGUGUCUCUUGAUACGUUUGCAAAGUUAAUAAAAACAUCUGCGGGGUAUAUAUCAGUACUACUUGCAGCCAAA